CGUCGGCGCCGCGGCCUCUCCCGUCUUUGGCCGCUCGCAGCAUGAGGACCGUUAGCAGGAGCUUGAGGGCCCGCACGCUGCGCUCCCUGACGCGCGGGCCGCUGGGUCUCAGCCGCCGUGCCGCGUCCUCGUUCAUGACCUCCUACGAGGCCCACAAGGCGGAACGCGCUGCUCAGGGCAUCGUGCCGCUCCCGCUCGACGCCACGCAGACCGCGUCGCUCAUCGAAGAGAUGAAGACGUCGCAAGACCCGAAGCUCCUCGCGCUCCUCGAGCACCGGGUGCCGCCCGGCGUCGACGAGGCGGCGUACGUCAAGGCGGACUACCUGGCGGCCCUCGCCAAAGGGACGGAGACGAACGACCUCAUUAGCAAGAAGAAGGCGGUCGAGCUGCUCGGCACCAUGCAGGGGGGAUACAACAUCGCGCCGCUGAUCGACGCGCUCGAGGACGCCGAGGUCGCAGAGACGGCUUGCACGGCGCUCAAGCACACGAUCCUGGUGUUCGACGCGUUCCACGACGUCAAGGCGAAGAUGGAUGCGGGCAACGAGUACGCAAAGAAGGUCAUCGAGUCGUGGGCCGCGGCGGAGUGGUUCACCUCGAAGCCAGAGGUCAAGGAGAAGCUGACCUUCACCGUCUUCAAGGUUGCGGGCGAGACCAACACCGACGACCUCUCCCCCGCGCCAGACGCGUGGUCGCGUCCCGACAUCCCGCUGCAUGCGUUGGCGAUGCUCAAGUUCGACCGUGCAGACGGCUUCUUCACCGGCCAACAGGACGGCUGCAAGGACGUGCUCGAGAUUGAGGGCGAGAUCAUCGACGGCCUCAAGUGCGAGCAGGUCUUCGAGCUCUCCGACGCCUCCGCCGAGCGCUCGGCCGCUGGCUGCGCCGUCAAGGUCGGCGAGGAGUCGAUUUCCGAGUACCUCACCUCCAACAUCACGAUGCUCAAGUGGAUGGUGUCCGAGGGCUACGGCGACCCGAGGACGCUCCAGCGGCGCGCCGCUUCGAUGCAGAACUGGCUCGACGCCCCGUCGCCGAAGCUCAUGGCGGCCGACGCGAGCGCGACGUACCACACGACGAUCGAGAUUCCCCUCGAGGAGAUCACCGAGGGCCCUCACGGCGACGGGACCAACACUCCGAUCGACGAGGUGUUCAUCGGCUCGUGCAUGACCAACAUCGGCCACUUCCGCGCCGCCGGCAAGAUGCUCGACGAAGAGGGCUUCUUCGCCAUCUACGGCAAGGUGGGCGCGCGCACCGAGAUGCCGGGCUGCUCGCUGUGCAUGGGCAACCAGGCGCGCGUGGCGGACAAGGCGACGGUCGUCUCGACCUCCACGCGCAACUUCCCCAACCGGCUGGGCAAGGGCGCCAACGUCUACCUCGCCUCCGCAGAGCUCGCGGCGGUGGCGGCCAUCAAAGGCAGGCUGCCGACGCCGGCCGAGUACCUGGAGGAGUGGAAGAAGGUUGACAGCAAAUCCGCCGACGUGUACAAGUACCUCAACUUCGACACGCUGGACAGCUACCAAUCCUCGGCCGACAAAAUCGAAAUCUCGGAGGAGAUUCAAGCCGCCGCCGCGAAGCUCUAGGGCUCAGAGUGCGGCGCGGUAAGACACAGCCACCCCGAGCAUUCACCGUUGCGGCGGCAGUUGGCUGGCUCUCCCACCGCUCAGGCGAGUUGGUCGGCAAUGGGCUCUCGGACUCGCCUAGUCCUUGGUGGGUCGGCGACGGCACAUCGGGCGGGCGGGACGCCUGGGUGUGGUGCGUGCGGGUGAGGGGCGUGUCGGUGGGUGCGUCUGUGCGGCAUGCGACACUCUCGGAUCGAUGGGGUGCACAUCGUCCUCGGCACCCUCAUCGCGCGGUACUAGCGGCGACUACACACAGGGGACUCCCCCCGCCCGCCCCAUUUGUGCGGCGCUUCUCGUGCGUCGUGGGGGCGAGGCUUGGGAGGUUCAGGUUGGCGACGGUUUAUUCACCUUUCUUGUUUCUACGUGGCUGGGUUCACAGCGAUUGU
This is a messenger RNA of Emiliania huxleyi CCMP1516, 1999 nucleotides long. RefSeq names its product aconitate hydratase. The coding region runs from base 42 to 1574 and encodes 510 amino acids. Gene Ontology annotation, molecular function: 2-methylisocitrate dehydratase activity; 4 iron, 4 sulfur cluster binding; aconitate hydratase activity. Gene Ontology annotation, biological process: tricarboxylic acid cycle. The record is from RefSeq and is a predicted model, not a curated record. NCBI's taxonomy places the organism in Eukaryota, Haptophyta, Isochrysidales, Noelaerhabdaceae. The transcript has 10 exons. Gene Ontology annotation, cellular component: cytosol.